Molecule: messenger RNA, 459 nt
Organism: Uncinocarpus reesii 1704
Lineage: Eukaryota; Fungi; Ascomycota; Eurotiomycetes; Onygenales; Onygenaceae
Exons: 2
Coding region: 1-459 (152 amino acids)
Source: RefSeq, a predicted model, not a curated record
AUGCAUACCUUCAAGACUCUCGGUGCCCUUUUCCUCCUAGCGACCACUACUCUCGCUCUCUCCCCACCAAUUUGCCCAACCUGCAACCCGAUCUCCGGCCAAAACAACUGCGACCCAACCACAUCAUGCAUUAGCACUGGGAAGAACUUCCACUGCGCAUGCCGAGCGGGAUACAAAGCAUUCGCAGGAAACGACGCCAGACAGUUCCGUCUACCAUUCAAGAACUACGAGUUUUUGGUUUUCACUCACGAAAAGACCGAAUGCAACGUCCUUUGCAAGGAUUACACUCAGCCGCCACCUUACUUGGUUUUCAUUAUGGGGUACAUUUGGGACGUCACGCAACAACGAUUGAUUUCCGAUGCGGUUACGAACCAACGUACGCACAACUACAUCUACGGACUCGACUCCUUUCCCUGGCAACCCCUCGGCUAUGACCAUGACUUUUCCGGCCUGUUUUGA